CUUUAUUAUAAAUACGAUGUGCACAUGUGUCUUCUUAAGAGAAUUCUAGAGUGUUUCCUCCUGUUCACACAUUCAACAUGCUGGUGCAAAAGUUAAGCUGGAUCAUUUUGCUGCUCUUCCUGUGUCAACAUGGAGUAGAAGCCAAAAGAACAGUGGCCUGUGAAGGAAAAUCUAUGCGCCUCAGAUGUGUUUGGGGAUUAAUAAAGGUCAUUAAAGCCAACUAUGGGCGGACUGAUCGCACAACAUGCACUUAUGGCAUACCAGCUCAUCAAACCUCAAAUAUGCGCUGCUUCCGAGGAACAUCCCUCCAUACGAUGUCCACUCGAUGCAAUGGAAGAAAGAGCUGUUCUGUUCCUGCAGUGAACUCUGUUUUUUCUGACCCUUGUGUUGGGACUCAUAAAUACCUGGAUGUCUCCUAUUUGUGUCUACCAUUUAGAAAAAGUGUCACGUGUGAAGGCAGCCAAAGUCUCAUUGACUGUGGUAAUGGUGUGAUUUGGAUUCAUCAUGCGAAUUACGGACGACGGGAUCUUGUAACCUGUCCACAUAAAUUAGCAACAACACCAGACUAUUACUCUCCUCAGACCCGCAGCCUGCGUUCCAGGUACUACAGGAUACACUAUUAG
Messenger RNA from Carassius carassius (crucian carp), 623 nucleotides. Its product is annotated as L-rhamnose-binding lectin CSL1-like. Gene Ontology annotation, molecular function: carbohydrate binding. The record is from RefSeq and is a predicted model, not a curated record. Bases 78 to 623 code for a protein of 181 amino acids. The transcript is spliced from 7 exons. NCBI's taxonomy places the organism in Eukaryota, Metazoa, Chordata, Actinopteri, Cypriniformes, Cyprinidae.